Rhopilema esculentum is the source of this 8625-nucleotide messenger RNA. NCBI's taxonomy places the organism in Eukaryota, Metazoa, Cnidaria, Scyphozoa, Rhizostomeae, Rhizostomatidae. The record is from RefSeq and is a predicted model, not a curated record.
GGGUUUUUUAAAAAUGGCGGCAGUGUGUUGCUGAUAUAGUGAUAAAACACUUCCCGUAUUCCGCUUCACUCUUCGGAAAACAUUGUGAAAGACGUCAUUACUGUUAACGAAGGAAUUUUCAGACAAACAGUUUGGUAUAAGUGGGUCAUAUGGUAAAAUAUGGUUGCUCGAUUCUUGAUGUUUGUUUUCAAGAAACUCAGAGUUAUCGUUUGCAUCAAAGCUAUUUCAGUUUUCCUCUCGAAAUUAUGGACGCUAUUCGAUCAUCUUGCACGGAAAAAUGCAAAAACGCUUAUACAACAUCAAGCUAUCAAAUAUGACAUUUAUGAGCUGUCACCUCUGUCUAUACAAAGACUAAGUUUAGUGAAAAGAAAAAUUAUGGUGCUAGAUCUUGAUGAGACUCUUGUGCAUUCCCAUACAGAUGGAUUAGCAAAGCCAACUGUAAAACCCUCAAUGCCUGCAGAUUUUACAGUGAAGGUGACAAUAGACAGGCACCCAGUCAGAUUCCAUGUACAUAAGAGACCGCAUGCUGACUUCUUUCUAAGUGUUGUAAGCCAAUGGUACGAUCUGGCGGUUUUUACAGCAAGCAUGGAGGUUUACGGAGCUGCAGUCACUGACCAAUUAGAUCGCAACAAAGGAGUUCUUAAAAAGAGAUAUUACCGCCAGCACUGCAAAGUGGACAUAUUUGGUUUUACGAAAGACUUACGGAUAAUUUCUUCCGACCUUUCGAGUAUCUUCAUCAUUGAUAAUUCACCAGGAGCUUAUAGGGAAAACAAACACAACGGCAUACCGAUUGUCUCCUGGUUUGCAGAUCCAUCAGACAAGGCCCUUCUGAACUUACUUCCGGUUCUGGAUGCUCUCCGGUUCACCUCUGACGUCCGGUCGAUUCUAAGUCGUAACUUGCACCAGUCCCCAUACUAGCUAGAAUCGCUCAUGAAAUCUACCUUGCCUGAUGAUAUUACCCAAGAACCAACAUAAAUCUUUGAUAAUAAUUGUAUGUUUUAUAUUAAACUGUUUCAUACAUGUCACAGACGUAUAAAUAUGAAACCUCUCUCUUCUUUCCGUGUAUUUUUCUCAAUCUUCAGGGCUCAUUCGGCUUUAGACUUGCAACGGUGACGUCCAACUUUUGACUCACUGUUAUCAGAAAAACCUCCGACCUUUCUGAAUUGUUAAUUUUUCCAUGCAACAAAAUUAGUGAGUUAGCCUUAUCAUCUAUAUUUUGUAAUAAAUUAGAAGCACACAAUGUCCGUGCCACAGUCAUAUUCCACCCCGAAGUUCGACCAAAAACUGUUCGUGUUUUCAUUUUAACAUGCAAUACUGUUGGCCCGGAAGGACACAUGCAGUAGCGAAUGGGGCAAGGGGGCAGUUGCAAAUCAGCAACAAAUUAGUACCUCAGACAAAAAGUGACAUUUCAAACAAAAAUAAAAUUUUUUAAUUGAUUGCAAGAAAGUGACUGCAACAAAAUCUCUAAAAUGUAUUUUAUGCCAAUCUAAAGGGCGUGGUCGCAAAAAUUUUAUACCCGCUUAGUUUGCAGAAGGGGGUGGGGGGGGGCUCUUGCUACCUUUCAUGGGAGAUUCCCGACAAAAUACACACUUCAUUCACACAAUACUGAGACACAAAAAUUGUCCUACCAAUAAAUUUGAGAAUAAUUGCCAGGCUCGAAUUUCAUCGACAGUUUGACUUUUAUUCAUCUGACCAAAUAGAUUUGACCAAAAGGUGCGAGGUGUACACCCGAAGCUUGUAUUGUGUUAGUAUUUUUCGUUUCUGAAUAUAUUUGAUGAUAAAAAACAUUGUAGCAAGAAUUUGAGCUUUAUCUCUCGAUUCUCCAAAUUUAGACAUUAUAUUGCUUAAGAAUGAUUUAAAAACUAAGGUUCAAAAUAAGAGGGGGCUUGUGCUUUUCACAAACUAUCAAGAGUGCAUCUCAGUUUCAACAAAUGGACAGUAAAAGCAUCAAAUAGGUCGUUUUGAUUGGGUCGAAAGAGACUGCCAAGUCUUAUGAUAAUAAUCUCUUUAGAUUUUGAUAAACUUUAAAAAUUAGAUACUGUAAUGAUUUUGAAGGUUUUUUUCCUAGGAGAAUGGACUUAGUUUGAAGUUUUUAUCACUGUUACUUGUUUUUAGAUAUUUGUUUACAAAUUUGAAAAAUCUGUUUUUGUAGGUAGAGCUUCCUUGCCUGAUACAUAAAACGUUCAGAACAUUAAACAUUAGAGAAAUUGUGGAGGUAAAAGACAGUUGUAGAAUUGAAAUUUGCUUAACACAAAAAGCUACAAUUAGCUGUCAUUGCGUUGUAAUCUAACCAUUGUCACGUACAAACAACACAACUAAUAUCAGCGUUUUCCCAAAGUUUUAAGGGUGUUGUCUACAAAAAUUUCCCCUGGGAUAGACCCCCAACCCCCUCUUGUCGGGCUCGUCUCUGCCCCUCUAAUCUUUCCUUCAUGACUACGCUACUGGACACAAGCACUUCCAUUUUACAAACUUUAUAACAUACUCAAGACUGUUGAGUAUUUCGUUACUCGGGGAACAGUUCUUCUACGCAUGCGCAGCAAAUUUAACUUUUAUUUAGUUUGCCGAAAUUCAUCUCAAUUUCGUCUGUUUUUAUUUCUGUACACAGAAAUGUAAAUCUUAAAGCCUUCUAUCUUUGAGCAAAGCAAGCUUACUCUGUCAAUGAAAUUGUUACUAUGUCAAAAGAAAAGGCAUUGCUCCUGAAAGGAAUACUAUAUAUUCAAAUAACAAAAACAAAAUACAGUACAAACCCAUACCACUGCGCAUUUGACAUGCUGCAUCUGAUUUUCUUUGACUUUCUGAGGCUUUUGUCCCCCUCUAGUCCCCAAGGUAAAAGCACGUUGUGGGGAUCAAGUGAAAAAUAGAGACGAAACUCCAAAAAAGUUCCCGGUUCCUUGUUAAUAAUGUAUAAAAAGACAAAAGCGAAAAAACACUGCGAAUGUUCUAUUUAUUUACUUAUGCAAAGACUCCUUGGUACUGCGAACUUUACAUUAAAACAACAUAUUCCAUGAGUGAGAUUAUUUCUAGUGUAGCGUUCAUCUUGCGAGUCGUGUCUUAUCUUGUCUGUCUGUUUCUUCGAAUGAGUUGAAUUGCAUGUCACCAAUCACAUGACCUAAUUGAUUUCCUUCACACGUGAACGCAAAUUCUUCUCUUCGGUCUUGGUAUGUUGAACGCCUGCCAGCCCCCCUUCCUUCGCAAUAUGGUACUGGCAAUGGCAAAGAAUGAUAAAUCAAAUAAAUAUGCACGAUUUUUGUGUCUCUGAACAUUGAAGUUAUGCUUGUUGCUGUGAUUGUGGAGUGCAACAAUUCCUAAGAGAAAGCGACCAUGCAUUUUUGUUCGUGGGAUUUUAGUACAAUUCAUCACACCAAUUCUGGUACGGGUUGUAAUUGAGGUUUUCCGUAAACAAGCAUUUGUUUAAUCAUAAUUCUUAGGAAAUUCAUAAUUUAUGUGCAUCUUGUUGGGUUGGGCCUAAAAUAUUAGGAUUGAAAUUUUGAAACAGUCUCAGCAGACGUUGAUUGGCACUUUCCCUGGGGUCAUGCUUCUUACAGCGACUUUUCAUGAUUUUGUUAAACUUGUGAGUAUGUGUUUUGCUUUUGUUAAACUGCACUUUGAUAUAGUACUGAUAACUCUAGACUUUUUCACUAUUCAGAAAGUUUCUUAACAGCUACGUUGGUAGAAACGAUCAAUCCUAGGCAACUGAUAAAUCAAAGGAUAUGGCCAAUGCAGUAAAAUUCUACUCGAAAAAUAUUCAGCCAGGGACAUGGCCUCAGCGGAUGCUAAACGUUCAAGAGGAUAUGUAUGGAUCAGGACAAACAUUAUUCCUUCGGUCAGAUUGAGCUGUCCGAAUGUAGGCUGGAAAACGAUAAAUUUUACCUGAUUAUGAGGCUGCCGCCCUCUCAGCCCCUCUUUCACCUACGCCAAUGGCCAGGAAGAGUUUUUACAAUCUUCGUGUUAGCAGAAAUAUAAUCAUCAAUAUGCUUGUCAAACAUAAAACAGUUUUGGUCAUUAAGCAAAUCUGACCCAUCAAUCGCUUGCAUAUCAAUUAUUAAUAUAACAGUUUAAUUUAUGAUUCAUCAGUGUUUUCAGUUUUCGGAACUAAUAGACAGGUGAAGGUAGGUGUUGUCACUAGAAAUUUCCUCCUACUAAAUAAUUGACAAAACCGGACGAAAUGGCCCAAAUGUAGCAAAUAGGGGGCAACUGGGCCAUAGAAUGUAUACAGUGGUGGUGCCAGGGGAGGGCUAGGGCGCUACAGUCCCUUCAUCGGAAGCAUCUAGCUCCCCUAUAGGAAGAAAAUUUUAGGUUAUUUUCGGAGCAAAUUUGACAGAAUAACGUACGAAAACUGCAUAUUAUAGUCAAUUUAGCCCCCUGUUGGAAGCUCCAACCUCUCUGUCGGAAGAUUUCUGGCGCCACCUCUGAAUGUAUACAAGUUUAUUUAUGAACAACUUAUAUAUUAACAAGAUCGAAACAUGCGAUGAUGAAAUCCUAUCCAUCAAGGAGCAGGUUAAGAAUCCCGCUAAACAUUUUGAAAUUUCUGCAAUCCGUGUAUUAAAUCUGCGUCCGGCAAGUGUGUAGAACUCCCUCGUUCCGUUGAAAAAUUGCCAGGUUUCCGCAAUCUACGACAAAUUUCCCUUAAAUUCUGUUAUUCCGCAAACACUGAUGACAUCUUCAUUUGGAGAAAAAAAGCAAGGAUCUACCCUGUGCCUUGCAGACAAAUAUUCUUGCUGGUAAUAACUGCGGGUACGAAGGUCUUUUAAUGCAGAACACGGCAAAAGGUGAACCACGUUUAAGUAUAAAUAUUUGUCUCAGGAUUUUCCAAUUUCCAAGUCCUUCUCAAUUGAAAAGUUUGCAAUUUUUGGAUUAUACGUAAUUUGGAAGUUAUCUCUUUUUCUGGUAAGGAAGUGCAUAAAGGGAAUAUUACUGGCCCAGCAUCAAGCUGUAGUUUUGUGCAGCCACUUUGAAUUUGCACUGAAUUUGGCAGUGUUUUUUACGUCUUAGUAACAAAAAUCACUAAGAUGGAGGUCAAUGAAAAAAGUUGAAAAACUGUCAAAAUUGAAAUCUUCAUCUUUAAAUUAGUUUAUAAUGAAAAAAUCAUGUUGUUUGGACUGUUCGGUCGUGAGUUUUGAAUAUUUUGUUUUGAAUAUUUAAAUAUUUCUUUAGAUUUGACCGGAAUUUGCUGCUGCAGUGAAAAAAUUUCACUUGAGUCAGCCCGGGCUGAGUGGGCCCCGGCUGAGUGGGCCCGGGUUGAGUCAGCCCGGGCUGAGUGGGUAUUAUCAUACUUUAUCUUAUUCACACACUUAAUGAUUUUGCAUCGAUAGAAUUUGCGAAACAAAGUGAAAAUAUUCAGCAAGAGGAUCAGCCAUUUUUUCUGCGCGCUUUUCAAUAUUCACUCGUCCCACUUUGUUUUUGCCCAAUCACCACUAAAUUUGCCCAAUUCUAAGGGUACGUAUGUUAAAUAAAAGUUAUUCAGCAUGAAAUUAUCUUUCAAAAAAUGUACAUACUAUGUGCUUUUAGCAACAUUAAAAUUUUGAACCACUACUGAUCAGUGCGCCAUUAUGGUUUUUGCCCAAAUAAGGAACUCCCAAUGUCCAAUUGAUGGGGCUUUUUUUCUGGUCAUUUCCAACUUAGUAGUAUAGAUCAUCUGUGCCAAAUUACAGCUUUAUAUUAUUUUUAUCCGGGUUAGACCGUUUUUAUAUCUAAUUCCACUACACUAAGCAUAGUGUUUUGUGGACCAAUCGUUUAUUUACAUCAAAGGAGGUGUUCAUCCAUAGUAAAGUUACCUGGGGAUGUGCCGCGAGCAAGGGUAUGCUUUUUCAGACUUACUCGGGGUAUAUCUCUUUGCAAUUUUGCCCCAGUCAAGGUCUAGCUAAGGGUACAAUAUUUGACAAUAUUGGUCCUUUGACAGUUUUUUUUCUUAAUAAAGCCUUGAAAGAUAAGAAUACUGACAACCCAUUUUUGUUGAUAAUAAACUAGUAAAUGAAACAAUUUUGUAGAAAUUCGUCUCGCCAAGGGAACAAUUUUCGUAAAAAUUAGUCUAGCCGACAGUACUACUUUGAACAUGCUCGUGGCAGACCCCUACCCAAAAUUUAGCCGAGAACCCCCGUGAUUUCCACAAAUAAUAGUGCCAUUUUGAGUUGUCUUUUAGAUGAUGUUACGCUGCGCAGCAUCGCAACCAUCCGACAUCUGCAUAAAUCGACCGCUGUUCAAACUUAACAAAAAUACUGCAAACAACGUUCAGUUGACUUAAGCAGGUCUUUUCAAAAUGUUUCAUGCUCAAAUGUUCGUAAGAGAUGUCAGUGACCAGUUAUUGUCAAGAAAGCAUUGACAAAAUACGACGUACUCAUUCAAGCUAUUCGGCUAUACGCUUCAUCUACCGUCCAACAUAAAGAUGUUCUUCAUUAGUAAUCAUCGAUAAAGAACCAUCGAGCUCUGGUGGAUCAAAUGAAAUCUAGACCAACCCGCUUAAUCAUACUUCAAAAUCUAGCCUGCGACACUGAUCAUAACAAAACAGGAAUCGUACUAUUCAUAUUCCUGUCUUCGCAUGGUAAGUGACGCGGGCUAACUUCAUAGAAAAUAUAAGAAAAAUGCCUAAAUGAACUUUGUAUAGAUGAGAAUAUGAUUCUUUUUACUACAGUCGCUGUGUGCACAAACUGUAGGCAAUUGAAUUUAAUCAUGUAGGCAAUUCUGUAGGCAAUUCAAUUGAAGGUUAUUUUGAUAAAAAAGCAACUCCAAAUGACACAAAGUUAAAAGUCUACUGACAUAAUUGCAACUAACCCGUUGGCCUGAUUCUUUCGACUCGUCUGAUUCUGCUUCGAUGAAAACUAAACCACUGUGCCUAAACCACAGAUUAGCUUUUUAUAUACUCUGUUUCGGAACGAAGGUUGUUAGGGGUAACUCGACAAAUGCAAUUACGUAAUUCCUCGUUUGUGUUUUCUGAGAAACCAUCCUCUUUUCGGAGAAACCACCCUCUUUUCUCAGAAACCAUCCUCGAGUUUCUCACCUUAUUUUCACGUGCGAUUAGAUUUUGAAUUUCCUAUUCAUAUUGACAAUUCAUGUCAAAGUGGGGGGGGGGGUACCAGGUAUCCAUCCUGAUCACGCAAUCACGCGUAGAAUAAUUGCAAAUCGCUCUUCCACGGUACUGGAAAUUAACUUUCCCGAUCACGCCCCCUAGAAUCUCUCUGAAUUUUUAACAACUAUCUAAUAGUCGAAAUUUCUUGUUGGCAGAGCCAUCGGCAUUGGAAUCUCUGAAUAAUGGAGACAUUUAUCUGGUCUGGUACCGAAAACCAAGACUUUGUGCUGGUAAAAACGAUAGCACCCCAUUUCGAAAUUCGCUUGCAGCACUCACUUUCACGCAAUCACGCCGUAUGUAAUGCUAAUUCACGCAUUCACGCAUAAUAAAAAUUUGUUUCACGAUUCACGCAUCGAAAAUACGCCGAUCACGCAAUCACGCCAAAAUACCUGGUACACCCAAAGUGCGGGUGGGCCAUUAGAAAUGACUAUGACACUUCUAGGUGAAUUCAAGGCUAGGAGGCAAAAAGAGGAGAAUAAUGGACAAGCUUAAUAGACACAAUGUGCUAAUCAAGAAAUGACGUACAUAUGCAAAAGGAAACACUUUUUGAACCUGGGUUGUAUCUUGAAAUUUGAAAGACUUCAAAUAAGACAAUGUCUUUCAACUUUGAAUUUAAGUGUUUAAAAUCUAGAAGUAGAGUAAAGAUUCUGCAGAUUUUUCUUCAUGGCUUCUUGGUAUUGAAAACCAAUUGCUUGGAUAUUGAGGCAUGUGAACUCAAGAGCAGGGGUGUAGUACUAGGGUGGAGGACGCAGGGGUCUCUAUCCCCUUGUUAAUGCCUAACAUUGGCCAAUUUCUACUUUUGCUAUUGUUUUUCGCAACAUUUUGCACAAGGUCAGGCACCGCGGAGGAGGGGGCUAUAGCCCGCCCCACUUUUUGCCAAAAAUGCAAAAUAUUUACCAAUGAACCACCAGUCAAGCCAAUUUUAUUCGCUUUUAGCCCUAAAGAAUUAUAGAAUAGAAUUAGAAGAUCUGAAAGUUCUACUGGGUAGCUCUCUCUUUUUAGGCUAUACGCUUCAUCUACCGUCCAACAUAAAGAUGUUCUUCAUCAGUGAUCAUCGAUAAAGAACCAUCAAGCUCUGGUGGAUCAAAUGAAAUCUAGACCAACCCGCUUAAUCAUACUUCAAAAUCUAGCCUGCGACACUGACCAUAACAAAACAGGAAUCGUACUAUUCAUAUUCCUGUCUUCGCAUGGUAAGUGACGCGGGCUAACUUCAUAGAAAAUAUAAGAAAAAUGCCUAAAUGAACUUUGUAUAGAUGAGAAUAUGAUUCUUUUUACUACAAUCGCUGUGUGCACAAACUGUAGGCAAUUGAAUUUAAUCAUGUAGGCAAUUCUGUAGGCAAUUCUGUAGGCAAUUCAAUUGAAGGUUAUUUUGAUAAAAAAGCAACUCCAAAUGACACAAAGUUAAAAGUCUACUGUCAUAAUUGCAACUAACCCGUUGGCCUGAUUCUUUCGACUCGUCUGAUUCUGCUUCGAUGAAAACUAAACCACUGUGUCUAAACCACAGAUUAGCUUUUUAUAUACUCUGUUUCGGAACGAAGGUUGUUAGGGGUAACUCGACAAAU